AUGGAAAACCCGAAACUGAAUGCACUCAUCUCUCGCUGCCGAAAGCCGAUCCUCACGGCUGCGGAAGAUGUCGCGCAAACUGCGGCAGCGCUGCUGGACCUUACACUCUACCUAGACGCCCGCGGGACACGAACGUGCCUCGUGCCACUGAAGAAGUUAGUGCGGCACAACCCUGAGACUCUGCAAGCAGCGCUGGACAGCGCUGAUGUAAGCCCAGAGGUGGCAGGCGAUGGACGGCGUUUUGCUGCUGUUUCGCGUGUUAUUCCUUCAUCCAAGAGUGCUGUGGCGACAGCGCUGUGGUCGCGAGUAGUCAGCACUACCACCCGUGCCUUGCAGGCCAGUGUGUGGGCACCGUCCGACCUGCGGGUGAUAAUACAUCACAUUCAUCGGUUCAGCGCAUACGACACAGCUUUUGUGGAGUGUGCUGCUCGCUAUGCAGGUGCGGCCAUUCCGUGUGCCAGCGCUGAUGACCUACCGGCGCUUGUGUCGAUCGUGACGUCCCUCCCUGAACUAGCAGCGCACCCGACGAGGCUGCUGGACGCUGCUGGGGAUCGAGCUGCGGCUCUCGCUGAGUCGCUCACUCCUGGUGCGGUUGGGCACAUCUGUGGCCAAUUAAACCGCAAACUUUGGACCAAUACAAACGCAGUGAUCGCGUUUCAGGAGGAGGCCGGCCGGUGCGCGGAAAAGGGCGACACUUUCACAGCUGUGCAGCUGAUGUGCUUCGUGGCACGGCACAAACCUGCGCUCAUCAGCGAUGAGGCGGUUGUGUGGCUGAUGGAGCGCAUCACGGGCGAAGAGCUGGACGUGAGGUCGUUAGAAAACCUGUGCAGCGCUGUGGUGCACUUGCCGUUUGCAGUGCGCACUGCACUGCGGCAGGAGCUGCUGGAGUUUGUGGCAUUCUUGUCGUUGCAGGCCCGCGAGCUGCUGCAGCAGGUGCCCGCUGCACAGGGCGGGUUGAGCGGGUGCGACGACGCCGAUGCAAUUCAGCACUUUGUGUCACAUGUCUUGGAGCUGAGCGUGAUGCUCCGUACUUACCCGGAUCUGCAGUGGCCCCCAGAGUUGCUCGCUGUUGCGGAUGCGUGCGCUGCCAGUGUGGAGCCGCUGCAGGAGGUGCUGCUAUCUGCGGAAAGCUCGCCGGUAGGGCUUAUGGUGCGCCUUUUGGAGGCACCCACAAGUGAGUGCAAGCGGGUGGGCCUAGGAAUGCUACGCGAGGCGGCGAACCAGUGCCAGUCAUUUCCAACCCUUCAAACAUUUCGAUUUCUUCUUCUAAUGGGCGAUCACGGCCUGCAGGACGCAGGCACGUCCCGCUACUUGCGCGACCAGUUUGCGAAAACAGCCUCGGAUGUGCCGCCUGUGCAGUUGAGCGUGGCGCUGCGCUGCCUCAGCGUCGCGACUGCAGUCGGCUCGACGGCAGGUGCGGCAGUGCAAGGUACCAGCGGUGCAGGCGAGCCCCGCGCCAUCGUCGAGGAUGCCGCGGGGGAUGCGGACGUGGAUGAUGAGCUAGAGCGCGAACGUCUCGAUGCAUUUCUGCAGUUCUGCGUAGAGGUGUCACGCAAGCACCUCUCGCAAGGUGCACCACUACGCUGCGUACUGGCCACGACGGAGAGCUUGCAUCGCCUCGGCUGUCGCGACACAGCCUUCUUCGCCGACGUGGCGGCGUACAUCGCAGCCAAGCGUGCGGUCGCGUCUGCCGAGAAGGAAAGCGCCGACACUGCAACGGCGGUGUGCGUCGCUCUCGGAGAGGACUUGUUGAGGGAGUACCCUGAGACGCACGCGUUUCUGCUGGAUGUGGCGCAGCGGGGCGUGAAGGGGGAGUCCGCUAUGCCGCCGACGCAGUGGAUGAACCUGCACGACCCCUCCAACACCCUCACUCCCCUGACAGAGCAACAGCAGGAGAGCUGCGCCAUUGUGGAGGAGAUGGUUCGUACCCGUUCGGACGAUGUGGAUGCGCUUGUUCGGCUGGCGGAGAAGUAUGCGGAGCUGCUGCCGUUCGCGCGCCCCGACGACCACAAGUACUUCUUUGGUGUAUGCGAAGAAAAGGUGCUCAAGCAGGAUAAGCUGCUGAAGAAGUGCCUGGACGCGAUUGUAGAUUGCGGUGUGCUGAGUCGUCUGUCCGCGCAGACGAUUGCGUCGAUCCUGCACAGCCUUGCUGCGAUCCGCUUCGAGUACUUUGCAUCUGUGAAGCGCUUCAUGUCAAGCAUCAGUGAUGAGCAGUGGCUUUUGAUGGAGGCUGCGCCGCUAGUACAAAUCCUCACCGGGAUGGAUAAGCUGUCUCUUCGCAUACCGGCGGUGCUGCGCCGCAUUGGUGGGCGUCUGACGGAGAUCUGCCGCUUCCUGACACCGCUGGACACUGCACAGGCGAUUCAUGCACUGCAGGCGCUGGGCCACAACGAUGCCGUGCUGCUGGCAAAGCUUGCCACCCACGCCGCGGCUCUGGCGAGACGAUUUGACGAGCUUAGCAUGGCAGUGCUCUUCAGCACACCCUCAAUCCACAGGCUGAUGAGCACCCCUGAAGUGGCGCAGCCACUUCUCCUCCAAGCGAGUGCAAAGAUCCAGUCGCCCCACCAGCGGGAGAAGAUAUCGGCGUGGGUACGCCGCUCUGGUUUGCCCCGCGAGCUAAUUGAUGAAUGUACGAGGCGCCUUCAGGUGAUGAGCAGGGAUGCCGGGCCCUCGGAAGUUCGCCUUCGUCUUACCUAA
Leishmania braziliensis MHOM/BR/75/M2904 is the source of this 2697-nucleotide messenger RNA. RefSeq lists its product as hypothetical. The transcript has a single exon. Lineage: Eukaryota; Euglenozoa; Kinetoplastea; Trypanosomatida; Trypanosomatidae. The record is from RefSeq and is a predicted model, not a curated record. The coding region runs from base 1 to 2697 and encodes 898 amino acids.